AUGCCGGACGACGAGGAGCAGGCGGUGGUGGGGGCGGGGGCGCCGUGCGGGGCGUGCAGGACGCUCCGGCGCAGGUGCGUGCCGGGCUGCGUCUUCGCGCCCUACUUCAUGGCAGAUGACUUCGCGGCCGUGCACGGCAUCUUCGGCGCCAGCAACGUGUCCAAGAUGCUGGAGCGCAUCGAGCUCCCCGAGCAGCGGCGGGUCGCCGCGGCCACGCUCGUCGAGGAGGCCAAGGCGCGGCAGCGGGACCCCACCUUCGGCCGCGUCUCCUACCUCCGCAUCCUCCAGGAGGUGAACGACAAGGCCAGGGAGCAGGUGGACGAGGCGCGGGAGGAGAUCGCCAGGGAGUUUGGCGCCCUGGCCGCGGCCGAGCCGGUCGACGUCGCGGCCCCGGGGGCGGCGGUCAGGGUGGAGGCGCGGGCGCAGGUCGAGGCCGCGCUGAAGCACGCCAGGGAGCAGGACGCCAGGCUGCUGGGCGUCCGGAAGGCCAACGAGGCCAGGUGGAGGGAGCUGCACGAACCGGGCACGGGGACGGGGAGGAACGCCGGGAACGGGAAGGGGCCCAACGUCAUCAAGCGCCACCGCGAGCCUUCCUUGAGCGAGCAGACAAUGCUGAUGCAGCGGGCCGCAAAGCAGCGCAGCUCCAGGCCGCCGGGCUUCCCUGACGAGCGCUCCCACCAGCAGAUGGCGGUGGCGGAGGCCGAGAGGGAGAAGGCGCUCUUGAUGCGGCAGUCCGCGCCCGCAAAGCAGCACGGCCUCCACCACCUCGCCGCGCAGCACGCGGAGACAGAGCCGCCGCGCGUCCCGGAGGUGUGCGGGCACGAGCAGCUGCACCAGCACAUGUCGGAGGCAUCGCGGGAGGAGGCGAUGAGGUCGGUGCAGGCCCCGCCGGCAGCCUCGCCGCAGCGCCUCGAUUCUGCGGGGCAGCACGCUGGGACAGGGCAACCGCGCCAUGCAGGAGAUGCUGCUGCGGGCAGAACGCCGGGACAGUGCAGCACCUCGGUUCUGCUGGAAGCGAUGAUGCAGCUCGCCGGCACCACGGGCGAGCAGCAGCAGCACCACCACCUUGUGGCGCAACACGCCGAGAACGAGCACGACAUCACCCAGGAGAUGAUGCAGCUGCAGGAGUUGUUGGACAUGGCAGAGCUCGCCAGAAACCAGCAGAUAAUGAGGAAUGACGUGAUGACGGAGAUGGGGCAGUGGGACGCGGCGGCGGGGGGCGCGAGGGAGCAGGACGACCAGGAGAUGCCGCAGCAGAAGGAGGAAGCCUCCACGGCGGAGCUUGCCGAGACGACGGGCAACAUGUCGCAGCAAUUCGCCUGGGCGCAGCAGUACCACGACCCUGCGGCGGUGCACCACGCGUCUCCGUGGCACCAUCAGAUGGCUGAGGCGCACCAGCCGGCUGCCGCGUCCGCGUCGCAGGUGGCGAGCGAGCAGGACAUGCUGCUGCUGCUCCAGCAGCACCAGGUCGCGGCGGCGGAGUUGCUGUCCGCCGGCGGCGCUCGUCAGUUCAACAACCUCGCCGCGCAAUACGACGACACGGAGCUCACGCUGGGGUACGGCCACCCGGACAUGCACCACCAGGUGGUCGCCGCGGGGCAGGUUGCCGGAGUGCAGGACAUGAACGCGCGGCACGCUGCCGCGGCGGUGCACGCGGAGCGGGAGAUGAUGCAGCUGGCCGCGGGCGCGCAGCAGCAGCACCAGCAGCAGCAGCAGCAGCACGCUCAGAAUGGGCUCGACAUCGCCCUUGGAAACGGCCACCCGGACCGCGAAACCCAGGCGAUGCUGAAGGAGUUGGCCGCCAUAGUAGAGCUCGCGGACGAGCGGGCAAUGAUCAGGAAGCAGUGGGAGCAGGACGUGAGGACGAUGAUGACGCAGCAGGACCCGGACGCUGCGUGGCUCCAGGAGAUGCUGGAGCAGAUUGAGAAAGCGUCUACGCCAGACCUUGAUAAGAGGCUGGAGAUCAUGUCGCGGCAAGCCGAGGCUCGGCACGCCCAGAAAGAGCUCGGCAUCACCCUUGGGAACGGCCACCCGGACGGGUCAACCCAGGGGAUCCUGCAGGCGCAGGAGUUGUCCGCCAUGGCAGAGAUGGAAAGAAAGCGGGAAAUGCUCAUGAGGCAGGUCGUCGCGGCGGGGCGCGCUAGAGAGCAAAAGCUGGAAAUGCUCAUGAGGCAGGUCACCGCGGCGGGGCGCGCUAGAGAGCAGGAACUGAUCACGCAGCAGGCCGCCGCAGCGCAGCAGCAGCAGCACCCCGUGGCGCAGUACUCCGGGACAGAGCUCGACAUCUCGCUGGGGCAAGGCCACGGCCACCCGUACUGGCACCAACCGACGGCGCAACAGAUGUUGCAGGAGCAGCAGCUGCCGACGGUGCAGCAGAUGUUGCAGGAGCAGCAGCUGGCCGACGCGGUUGGAUUCGGCAGGCACCAGCACAACACGACUUUAGUGCAGCAGGACGCGGCCUACGCGAACGGUGAGCACAGGGGCGGCGCCGGCACCACAAUGGCGUUCCUGUCGCCGGGGUCUGCCAAGGACGGGUCAUUCCUCGUCGACCAGCAACCACAGCCAAAUGGGCACCAAAUGGAUUCAUCUCUGGCGCCGCUGCCGCCGUCGUUGGGCCAGCUGCAUGCCCAAGCGUCGCACCAGCAAAGAACGGAUGGCGGUGGCCAGGGCCUGAACUCAGAUUUGGCGGCAUACUUGCACUAUGAAUCCUUGUCCAGGCAUGGAUUGGCUGGCAACGGCAGGCUUCAGCAGGGGUAG
Molecule: messenger RNA, 2757 nt
Organism: Miscanthus lutarioriparius
Lineage: Eukaryota; Viridiplantae; Streptophyta; Magnoliopsida; Poales; Poaceae
Source: the annotation of a GenBank genome assembly